This is a messenger RNA of Eleginops maclovinus (Patagonian blennie), 2721 nucleotides long. It is a transcript of the gene dnajb4, whose product is annotated as DnaJ heat shock protein family (Hsp40) member B4. The transcript has 3 exons. The coding region runs from base 251 to 1267 and encodes 338 amino acids. Gene Ontology annotation, cellular component: cytosol. Gene Ontology annotation, molecular function: protein-folding chaperone binding. Gene Ontology annotation, biological process: negative regulation of transcription by RNA polymerase II. NCBI's taxonomy places the organism in Eukaryota, Metazoa, Chordata, Actinopteri, Perciformes, Eleginopidae. The record is from RefSeq and is a predicted model, not a curated record.
GAUGCAGGGUAGGAGGAGGGAGCCGAGGCUAUUUAAAGAGGGUCAUCCAGUCACGGAUAAAUAGCAGAAGGUCCUCUGCGCUGACUAACCGCCUCUAAAUGUGUUUCAUCCCGCUCUGUGUGUCUGUCUGCGGCUUCAUGUGUCCAGACUGAGCCAUUGCUUGUGACAACCAUCCGACGAGCAUCACUGCAUACAUCCGCUGCAAGGGUCUUUCUUAGGCGUUUUUAUAAGGGGAUACGUGAGGGGGAACAUGGGUAAAGAUUACUAUAAAACGCUGGGCAUCUCCAAAGGAGCCACAGAGGAGGAUAUAAAGAAGGCUUACAGAAAACAGGCGUUGAAAUGGCAUCCGGACAAAAACAAGUCUGCAGCAGCCGAGGAGAAAUUUAAGGAAAUCGCUGAAGCAUAUGAGGUGCUCAGUGAUCCAAAGAAAAGAGAAGUUUAUGAUCAGUAUGGAGAGGAAGGUCUCAAGGGAGGAAACGGGCCCACAGAUGGACCCGGCAACACCUUCACUUACACCUUCCACGGGGACCCUCACGCCACCUUCGCCACUUUCUUCGGUGGCUCGAACCCCUUCGAUAUGUUCUUUGGGCGUAAAGCAAAUGGUCGGGACGACGACGACAUGGAGGUGGACGGAAACGACCCCUUUGGUUCCUUCAGCAACUUCAACAUGAAUGGCUUCCCUAGGGACCCUCACGUGGGACCCGGAGGGCCACGCAGGAAACAGGACCCCGCCAUCAUCCACGAACUGAGGGUCACCCUGGAGGAGGUUUUCCACGGCUGCACCAAGAGGAUGAAAAUCUCUCGCAAGAGAAUAAAUCCAGACGGCAGGACCAUGCGCAACGAGGAUAAGAUUCUCACUAUCGAGAUCAAGCGAGGUUGGAAAGAGGGAACCAAGAUCACGUUCCCGCGGGAGGGGGACGAGUCGCCCAAUACCAUUCCUGCGGACAUUGUUUUCGUCAUCAAAGACAAGCCACACCCUCAUUUUAGGCGGGAGGGCUCAAAUAUUGUAUAUCCUGUGCGCGUCAGCUUAAGACAGUCAUUGUGCGGAUGCUCUGUUACCGUGUCGACGAUAGACGGGAACACGUGCAACAUGAAGAUCACGGACGUCAUCAAGCCCGGCAUGAGAAAGACUGUCGCCGGGCAGGGCCUGCCCUUACCCAAAAACCCAGAGCAGAGAGGAGACCUGGUGGUGGAGCUGGACGUUAACUUCCCCGACACGCUGCCCGGAAACGCCAAGGAUGUCCUGAAACGACAUUUACCUACUUAGGAAGAAGAACAAGGACUAAUCAAAACGAGAAGUAACACAUGACAGCACACGCCCCCUUCACACACACACAAACACACACACAUACUGAGGGUUCACAGAUGGACCCACUAUGAUUGUGCCAUUUCUAUACAAAUGUCUCUAUUUUUAGCAUAUUGGCAGAUAUAAUGUGUUGACAAACACAAAAGUCCAAAGAUUAUUUUAAGGCAGUUUGAAAAUGUUCACCUCUAUCAAGUUUGUCCUCCUAAGUACUGACAAUGUCGGGUAGUAGGACCCUAUUGGAAUCAAAAUCAUUAUUAUAAUAAGAAUCAUAAUGAUAAUAAUAAUAAUUACUAUUAUAAUUAUUUAUUUUCUGUUCCUAUUUUUUAAUUUAUGUAUUAAUAUUUUGUGUUUUGAGGGCCAACACAUGUAUUUUUAAAAAUAAAUAAAGUGUCCUGCUCGGAACAUUUCGUAAAACUGAAAAUAAACACGUUUUUAUUAUAUGUGAUUUAAAAUGAUCAUAUUGGCCUAAAUUUUGAACAAUUAAAUAGGAUGUGAGGAUUCAAAUUCACACUUUACGAGAUUAAUAGGCAGAAAUGUGUUAAUGUGUUUACAGUAAAAGAUGUCCUAAAUCGACAUUUACCUGCUUUGACAAAGAACAAAGACUUAAUGAGGGGAGAAAAGCUGUCGCCCAUGUUAACAAGCCCCCCCCCCACACACACACACACACACACUGAGAUUUCACAGAUGGACCCCUGCGACGAAUGUGCAAUUUCUAUUUUUGAGCUAUGUGGUGCUUGUAUGAAUACCAUGCAUGCUGCCGAGUUGAUAUCAGUGCUCGAAGUGUUGAUGUCUGAAAGAAACACACUUUAUGUAUGUGGCAACAAUCCCUUUAUCGUUUUGUUUGUUGGAAAUAUUUUGUAGUGAGUCUACAGUUGCCAAAAAAAAGGAAUGAAAAUGACUGCAGUGCCAAACUUUUUUUUUCUGACCGGCUUCAUUACUGACAUUUUUAACUGUAAUUGUACUUUAUUUUGUCGUGUAGUAGAGCUGCAAUGAUUUAUUAACCGACAGAAAUAAUACUAGCCGAACUAUUUUUGAUAAUCGUAAAUGGUCUUGCAAAAAUGGUGCUGGAGAUGUUCUGCUUGUCUCUGUUUCAUAUUUUACUAAACCAUAUAUAUUUAUGUUUUGGACUGACGAAACAAGAUAUUUAUAGACAGCACUUUAGACUUUGAGAAACUUGGAUGCACAUGUUUCAGACCUAACAAGUAAUUGUUUCUAAUCAAAAACUAAAGUAUUAGUCACUUGCAGCCCAGCAUCAUGUAGAGAUAACACCCUCAAUUUGGAGGCUGUCUUAAAAUCUAUGUACAGGUUACGCAAAUGAAAACAUGGUUGAAUGAAAUGGAUUGUCUUGUGUGCAUUUUAGACUUACAUGUGAACGAAUUGUACUUGAAUUUUAAAAUAAAUAUUUCCACAUGAAA